AGGUGACAGGCUCAAGGCAUGCUGGGAAUCGCCUAUGGUCCCUCUUAGUUCCUGGAGGGUCCUCUAUUUUUCUCUCUUUUGUUACUCCCGGAGCUUUGAUUUGCUCGGCUGACAGAGAGGAAGCCUACCCCCCUCCCCAGGGCUGCCACCCCCUGAAGGACCCCCGUGUUGCCCCGCAGAGAGCCCGCAGCCAGAGGAAUGGCCCCCGGGACCCCAAGGUCCCUCUCCCAGGGGUUAAUGAACUUUAAGGAUGUGGCUGUGGAUUUCUCCCAGGAGGAGUGGUGCCUGUUGGACCAUUCUCAGAAAGAGCUGUACCUGGAGGUCAUGUUGGAGAAUGUUCAGAAUCUACUCUCCGUGGGGCUUCUAGUUCCUAGAGAAGAUAUUGUCUCCUGUUUUCAGCAAGGGGAAGCACCAUGGCUGUUAGAGCAAAGAGGCCCAAGGAGCUCCUGUCCAGAGACAGAAACUAAUUUUGAAGUGAAGAAGAUAUCUUCCAAGCUGAGCCAUUUUGUGGAAGGAUCUGGCCUCCAAAGAUGCAUGAAUCAGGGUCUGUCUGACUUCAUUUUGAGAGAAACCUGUGACUCUAUUAUCAAAGGAAAUAAAAAUCCGAAGAGUUACUGUGAAUUUGAUAAAACUGCAGAGAAAUUCAGCCAAUAUUCAGUCCUAAAUCAGUAUACCAAAUUGACUUCAGGAAAUGACUGUUGUCAGGUUAGUAAAUACAGCAAAGGCUUUCUUGAAGAAAUAGGACUUGUUCAGUCACCAGAGAAAACUCCUGAAAUUCUCAUGUAUCUAGGUAACCUUGGGGGAAUGGCUUUUGGCUCUAGUUCAGACCUCAUUAGACAUCCAAAAAGUAAGCAUGUAGAGAUGGUUUUUGUGAAUAAUAAAGAUGGAAGACCUUUCAGUCAGAAGUCUGAGCUUGGUUCACAUCAAAUAAAACACUGUGGAGAGAAUCGUUGGGUAUGUAAAUACUGUGGAACGACUUUCUCGAGGAGGCGCAAUCUUGCUGCACAUCAGAGAACCCAUAUUGGAGAGAGACCUUUUGAAUGUAAACAAUGUGGAAAGACUUUUAUACGGAGGGACUCUUUUGCUACACAUCAGAGAAUCCACAGUGGAGAGAAACGUUAUAAAUGUAAACACUGUGAAGAGACUUUCACACAGAGCAGCAGUUUUGUAGCACAUCAGAGAAUCCACACUGGAGAGAAACCUCAUGAAUGUAAACACUGUGGAAAGGUUUUCACUUGGAAUGGCCAUCUUGCUGCACAUCAGAGAAUCCACAGUGGUGAGGAAGCUCAUGAAUGUAAACAUUGUGGAAAGAUUUUCACAAAGAGGGGAAAUCUUGCUGUACAUGAGAGAUUCCACACUGGAGAGAAACCUUUUGAAUGUAAACAAUGUGGAAAGACUUUUAUACAGAGGGCCUCUCUUGGUACACAUCAGAGAAUCCACACCGCAGAGAAACCUUAUGAAUGUAAACACUGUGGAAAGGCUUUCACAUGGAAGAAAGAUAUUGUUGCACAUCAGAGAAUCCAUAGUAGAGAGAAACCUUAUGAAUGCAAACUCUGUGGAAAGACUUUCACACAGAAGGACCAUCUUGCUGAACAUCAGGGAAUCCACACUGGAGAGAAACGUUAUGAAUGUAAACACUGUGGAAAGGCUUUUACAUUUAGGAGCAUUCUUGCUGCACAUCAGAGAAUCCACACUGGAGAGAAACCUUAUGAAUGUAAACACUGUGGUAAGGAUUUCAUAUGGCAGAAUGCCUUUGUUUUACAUCAGAGAAUCCACACUGGAGAGAAACCUUAUGAAUGUAAACACUGUGGAGAGGCUUUUACAUUUAGGAGCAUUUUUGCUGCACAUCAGAGAAUCCACACUGGAGAGAAACCUUUUGAAUGUAAACAAUGUGGUAAGGAUUUCAUAUGUCACAGUGCUCUUGUUAUACAUCAGAGAAUCCACACUGGAGAGAAACCUUUUGAAUGUAAACAAUGUGGAAAGGCUUUCAGCAGUAGAUCCAGUCUUUCUCGCCAUCAGAGAAAACACACUGGAGAGAAACCUUUUGAAUGUAAACAAUGUGGAAAGGCUUUCACGAGUAGUUCCAGUCUUUCUCGCCAUCAGAGAAAACACACUGGAGAGAAACCUUUUGAAUGUAAACAAUGUGGAAAGACUUUCACACAGAAGGGCUCUCUUGCUAGACACCAGAGAAUCCACACUGGAGAGAAACCUUAUGAAUGUAAACAAUGUGGAAAGGCUUUCACUUUCAGUCACAUUCUUGCUAGACACCAGAUAAUCCAUACUGGAGAGAAACCUUUUGAAUGUAAACAAUGUGGAAAGGCUUUCACACGCAGGGGCUCUCUUGCUGUACAUCAAAGGAACCACACAAGAUAAACCUCAUGCUUAUAAGUAGUGUGAAAAGGCUUUCACAGAGAGGAUUUAUCUAGCUAAAUAUCAAAGUAUCCACACUAGUGAGAAACUAUGAAUGUAAUCAGUUCGAAUUCCCUUUCUGAAGAAACUUCACAGUUGCUUCAUAUCAUAAAAUCUUCAUGGAGGGAAACCUAGUGAAUGAAGAGCCUGAGCUUAUAGUUGCCAUUUUUAAAUUCUCUAACAAAAGAGGAUCCAUACUAGAGAGAAACUUUGAGAAUAUGAUCAAUGUGGUAAAUUCAGUCAACACUCAUCUCUUAUUAUUUCUAACAUAGAAUUCCUUUUGAAUGGAAAUCUUAUUACUGUCAUGAAUGAAGAAAGACAUUGAAAUGAAUUGUCCAGAGCUUGUUCUAAUGAGGAAAUAUCUUCUGAACUGACUAGUUCCAGAUGGAUUCCCUAUAGGAGGGCCUUUAGCCAGAGAUCAUCUCUUGCUUCAUAUCAGUGCACUUAUAAUGGAGAAAUACCUCAUGAAUGUGCUUAAGUUGUAUGUGUUUUCCUCAGGAACAUGGUAGUCACUGUUAUUUAGAGAAAUGCAAAUUAUACUAAUUUUGAGGGCACACCCCGAAUCUAUUAGAUUGACUCUUAUGACAGAAAAAGAAAGUGACAAGAAUUUGAGAUUUUGGAAAUUUGAGAUAAUAAUGAACUAUUUGGGGAAUUGUAACCAGAUUCAGCCAAGGGCAUUUUGGAACUAUGUCCAAAGGGCAUUGAAAAACAAAAAGGAAAAGGACCCAUAAAUAUUAAAGAAGGAGAAAAAAGUUAAAGCUGCUCUUUUGGGGAUGAUAAAAGUAUUGGAAAGUAAGGAAACUCAUUAAUAAAAAAUAGCUGAGUAAAUUGCUGCAUGUGAUUUGUAAGGAUGAUAUUAGAAAAUAAGUAUUGUUUUAUUAGUUUAGAGAUAAGAAGUAAAGUGGCUGGCUUGAGAAAAGAAUUGGAGUUUGAAGAAGAGCUGAGAGCAUCUUAAUUUCAACUGCUGACAGUUAUAACCAUUUUGUCUAUGACAAUUACUCUCUGUGGCAGUUGGGAGUUGUCCUCUGGCAGUUGGCAGAGAUACUAUCAGAGACACAAGGCUGGAGGAGGUAACAUCUUUGCCUCUCUGUCUGAGGGAAAGAUCUGAAGGAGUUCGGUGUUUUCCUUUCCCAACCAUGGGACACACUAUUGAAUAUCUAUUGUGUUUUUUGUAAAUUGUUUAACUCUGAGAAUACCAAAGGAAAACCUGGUGUUCGGUUUGGACUCUGAGUCUUGAUUCUUGUUGAGACUCAACCAGCUAGUUUUUGCGAUUUCAUAAUUUGAAGGUGAAGUAAAGAUUUAUAAGGAUAACAGUGGUAGUAUUUAUUUAGAUAGCAUAAAUUUAGGUUAGUCAGAUCAGGAAGGAUUAGUGUAGCCUGUGAAACACAGGAAAAGUGGUUACUUGCGGAACCUGGGAGUUUUAUUUGGGUGAAUUUAGAAUCCCUUAGAAUUAGAAAUCCUUUAUUUAUCCUUGUAUAUUUCAAUAAACAUUUUGUUUUUA
Monodelphis domestica (gray short-tailed opossum) is the source of this 3910-nucleotide messenger RNA. RefSeq lists its product as uncharacterized. Gene Ontology annotation, molecular function: DNA-binding transcription factor activity, RNA polymerase II-specific. The record is from RefSeq and is a predicted model, not a curated record. NCBI's taxonomy places the organism in Eukaryota, Metazoa, Chordata, Mammalia, Didelphimorphia, Didelphidae. Gene Ontology annotation, biological process: regulation of transcription by RNA polymerase II. Gene Ontology annotation, cellular component: nucleus.